Molecule: messenger RNA, 918 nt
Organism: Leptosia nina
Lineage: Eukaryota; Metazoa; Arthropoda; Insecta; Lepidoptera; Pieridae
Source: the annotation of a GenBank genome assembly
AUGAUCAUUUGUUUUAUUAUUGCAGUACACUUCGGGUUCGCGGCGUCCGUCGGUGAGAAGGCAAUAUUAGCGUGCAGAAGCCACGGACAAUCGAUGCUGGAAUGCCACAACGUUCUAUACCCUAACUCCAAAGUGAGAGUUCCCAUAGACCUGCUUCUUUAUCCGCACAUGGUCCUCAUCGGAUUCAGAAACCACAACCGCGAAGAACCCGCUUGGAAAUGUGGAGGUACUCUCAUAAGCGACCGGUGGGUCAUCACGGCAGCACAUUGUAAGGCGGAUCCGACAUCAGGGCCUGCGAAAGUUAUGAGAGUCGGAACAGCGACGUUUGAAUUCGAUGAGGUAGACGAAUUAGCACAAGAGAGAGAUAUCGUCGCUAUCGUUCCCCAUCCGAAAUUCGCUCCACCGUCCAAAUACCACGACAUAGCGUUAAUGAAGGUCGACCCGCCGUUCAUCUUGAGUAGGGAUAUACGUAUUGCUUGCUUGCAAGUGAGCGCUGACCUUCCUCCCGUGGAGUUGACCGCUAUCGGCUUCGGCACAACCAGGUCUGGAGCGGCGUCGGGAAGUCAAACGUUGAUGAAAGUGGACGUAGACUUGAUAAAUAGUACCGUGUGUAACAGAUCUAUGAAGACUCUGAUACGGAGGAGAAUUUUGGCAAAUGGUAUAACCGAUGAACAAAUGUGCGCGGGGGAUUAUGAGAACGGUGGAAAGGACACUUGUCAGGGCGAUUCGGGAGGGCCACUACAGUACAUGGAGGACCACGUGGACUGCCUGAACACGUUCCCUUUGCAUGUGCUAGUAGGCGUGACAUCGUUCGGUAGAGAUUGUGGAAGACGAAUGGCCCCCGGCGUCUACACUCGCGUCUCCAAGUACAUUGACUGGAUUGAGAGUAUCGUAUGGCCGGGUGUGUUUAUUCCUUGA